Molecule: messenger RNA, 492 nt
Organism: Lampris incognitus (smalleye Pacific opah)
Lineage: Eukaryota; Metazoa; Chordata; Actinopteri; Lampriformes; Lampridae
Gene: efcab11
Product: EF-hand calcium binding domain 11
Exons: 1
Coding region: 1-492 (163 amino acids)
Cellular component (GO): cytoplasm
Molecular function (GO): calcium ion binding
Source: RefSeq, a predicted model, not a curated record
AUGUAUUCUGUGGCCAGCCUAUGCUCAUGUCAGAGAGAAAUUACUGAUGCAGACAGACAAAGGAUAAAGACGGUCUUCAUUCUUUGUGAUAUGGACAAAGACGGCCGUCUUAGCAGAGAGGACCUGAAGAUGGCUGUAGUGAUGCUGUUCGGCUGCAAGCCAUCCAAAUCAGAAACUGAUCUGCUCUUGGGGCGAGACCAGCACUCCCAGUCCCCCACGAUCUCUCUGGAGAGAUUUGUGACUCUCAUGGUGGGGAAGCUAUCCAAGGAAGACCCCUACAUAAAAGCCAGACAGAUGUUUAAUGCUUUCGACAUGCAGUGUCGAGGCUUCCUCAAAUUGGAGGAUUUCCAGGCUGCCUUCAGCAGGGUGGCUCCCUGCUUACCAGGAAGGACUGCUGUUGAGGCUUUCCGCCACACCGAUCAGGACUCCGAUGGCCAUGUCAGCUUUAAAGAUUUUGAGACUGUAGUCAGCUAUGGGUGGACCAACAGUUGA